Oldenlandia corymbosa var. corymbosa is the source of this 579-nucleotide messenger RNA. NCBI's taxonomy places the organism in Eukaryota, Viridiplantae, Streptophyta, Magnoliopsida, Gentianales, Rubiaceae. The record is from the annotation of a GenBank genome assembly.
GUUUGAGAGUGUCCGGCGGCUUUACAUUAGAGAUUAAAUUCCCAGGUUAAUUACUCGUCACCACUUCCGCCAUGCCGCCGCGUGCCCACGGCCCACAGGAUCGGCGUCGCAAUGAGCCGACUCUGUGUGAAGAAGUGAUUAUUCAGCUGAAAUCUGGAAUGAAUAAAAUUCUUAUGUUGGUGAUCUUAAUGCUUUCCACUUAUCCAGAAGAUUUCGAUGCUUUAGCUGUGAUAUCUACAAUCCUUCAAUCUGUGCGAAUGGCUGCUUUGAUGGAGAAGAUAGAAAUGUCGCCGGAAGUCUAUGACUAUGUGAAAUCAACUGCUCAAGUUUUCAAUGUGGCGUGCCUAAUGCAAAGGACCGCAUUUUACGAGGGCUCUGUUACUGCAAUUUUCCAGCCUGCCAGCAACCUGUUCUACUUCAUUUUCAUCGCUGUUUUUUUCCUUUUCGUUCUGUGAAUCAAUGGCUUAGGGUAGUCAUUGAAUUGGUGGUGAUCUUUUGAUGACCUAUUUGGGGAUAUGUAAAUGUUUAAUUUCUUUUUCAUCUCUCAACCAAUUUUGCUGUCGGGACAACUUAAUUUAG